AUGCCCUCACCAAACACAAUUAAAUCAGCUCAAUCCUUUCUGGGAAUGGUAAACUAUUAUAGGAAUUUUAUUCCCCAGUGCUCAUUGUUGUCCAAACCUUUUGAAUUUAUUUCUAAAAAAUGUGAUUGGUCCAAGAAACAAGAUCAAGCGGUUAUUACUCUAAAACAAAAAUUAUGCUCAGCACCCGUACUAGUCCCAUUUAUUCCUGGUGACGAAUACCGUCUUUCUACAGAUGCUAGCACUAUCGCUCUUGGUGGGGUACUAGAACGUUUACACAUGGGACAACUUGUUGGUGUAAUUGGUUAUUUUUCAAAAACUGUUAAUCCUACUCAAGCACGUUAUCUGGUUGGAGAAAUAGAGUUGUUGUCUAUCAUUCAAAACUUACAACACUUCAAAUACUAUCUACAUGGACACCACUUCAUCUUAAGAACUGAUCAUAUAUCCUUAUUGGCAUACAGAAAUAAGAAAGAACCCUCUGCAAGAAUUUCACGAUGGUUAGACUUCUUAGCUGAGUUUGAUUUCACCUUAGAAUACAUUAAAGGAUCACUUAAUCAUGUCGUAGAUGCCUUAAGUAGACCAGCUACGAAAAAUGAGAUUACCACUAACGAAGUUAGUAAAGUUGCAAUAAUUGAAGAAAUUGAAGAUCCAACUUUGGUAUUUCCAAUAAACAGUAUAGAGAGAAUCACCCCAGUUGAUUGGUAUGAAGAUUGGAUCCAAGACUCCUGGUCCGCUGCAGUUUUGGUACAUUUAGGUUUGGUUCAAGAUGUCAAGAUUAAUCCUACUGAUAAGUCGUUGUUUGAUAAGUAUAUUAAGAAACUCAAGCUGUCCAAAAAAGCUAUGGCUCGAUACAAGUUUGAUGACCAAAUAUUAUAUUAUGAUGAUAGAGUCUGUGUACCCCGCUCCAGACGUACCGAACUACUAAACAUUUAUCACGAUAACAUAUUGCAUGGUGGUCAUUUGGUGAAGUUACUACGAUUAAUAAAUAUGCCUAAUUACUAUUGGCCUUCAAUGACGGUAGAUAUUCGUACUUAUAUCAAAGGAUGUUUACAAUGCCAAAUUAUGAAAAAAUUUAGACCUAAGAAAGAUGGACAACUGGAACCAUUAGAUAUUCCACAAGGACGUUGGCUAGAAUUGUCAAUUGGUUUUGUUACCGGACUUCCAACUACUCAAUCUCAGAACGACAUGAUCAUGGUUGUAGUUGAUAGGUUUUCUAAAAGAGCCCAUUUCAUCGCCGCUCAAAUAUCCUUAGGAUCGGUCGGUACGUUAGACUUAUUUUAUCGGUUUAUUUUUGCUUAUCAUGGUUUUCCAAGAACGAUUGUUUCAGAUAGAGAUAUUAGAUUCACCAGCUCGUUUUACAAAGAAGUGACAGAAAGACUAGGCAUCAAAUUAUUACUAUCUUCCUCUAAUCAUCCACAAACAGAUGGUCAGACGGAAAGCGUUAACAAAACCUUAGGUCGGUUACUAAGAAGUUACUGUUCACAAGAUCAAGAUAAUUGGGACCAUUUUCUCCCUCAGGUUGAAUUCGUUUACAAUUCCACAUUCCAACGUUCUAUUCAAGCUUCACCAUUUGAAGUAGAUUUAGGUUAUGUACCCAACGAACCAUUACUAGACAUUGGUAAUGAGCUGUCGGCGCGUAAUCUAUCCGCUGUUGACUUAUCAAAAACCAUCAAGGCGAUUUCUCUAAGAACUACAGAUUUCCUCAAGCAAUCACAAGAGGAUAUGGAAUCACAUGCGAAUGAAACUCGAACGGUCAAUGAUUACAAACUCGGUGAAUAUGUGUUACUGCACCGUGAUGCAUAUUUUACUGGGGGAAGGUACUUAAAGAUCCAACCCAUAUUUUUAGGACCAUUUAAGAUUGUAAAAAUAGGAAAAAUCACCAUUGAACUUGAUCUGCCAUCCUCCUUUAAGAAACAUAGGGUUAUCAAUAUAAAAUGGAUAAAAAAGUUUGUAUUAGACAAAGAUAGGUACCCAAAAAGUCUACCAAGAACCUCGAUUGAACGAAUACAGCGUGCUCAGGAAAUAAUUGCAGUCAUAGGUUACGAUGUGGAAAGCCACGAAUACUACUGCAAGAUGAAAGAUGUUGAUCCCACUCUAACCUGUACAUACUCGUUAGAAGAAUUUAAUAAGUUAACAAGCUCAAAGAAAUCAUCGUUGUUAAACAAUUUCAAUACGCUUGUGAAUACAAAUUAA
Henningerozyma blattae CBS 6284 is the source of this 2190-nucleotide messenger RNA. RefSeq names its product gag-pol fusion protein. The transcript has a single exon. Gene Ontology annotation, molecular function: nucleic acid binding. The record is from RefSeq and is a predicted model, not a curated record. Bases 1 to 2190 code for a protein of 729 amino acids. NCBI's taxonomy places the organism in Eukaryota, Fungi, Ascomycota, Saccharomycetes, Saccharomycetales, Saccharomycetaceae. Gene Ontology annotation, biological process: DNA integration.